AUGCGUCGCUACCAAUGGGCGCGAUCUCUAGUGAAAAGCUUUGGAGCAGACGGCAGGGAUCACGGUAUCCCCCCAUGCGAUCUGGAAAAGUCACAACCAGAAACAAAGAGUAUGGGCCCCCAGCUGCCUCCCCACGUUGAGGCAGUUAGACAAAUGAUGCGGCCGAAAGGUAUUGAAAAGCAAGCCUUGGAGGGUGGGAAUGGAGCUCAAGGUGCUAGCGGCAGUGAAAAGGAUAUGGUGGGCGAAGAGAUGUGUGUGCCUUCACAGGAGAAGCCAGCAGAAGCCUUACCUCAGCUGCUUGCGGCUGAGGCCACCGCGGCGGCUGCAGAAGGGGAGGAGUGGGGGUGGGCUGCGGCACAGAGCCUUCUGCGGCUGCAGCCCUUGGGGCCUCUCAGGCUUGGACUAGGGUUUCAGCAAAAGGAAGCUGACCGUGCCCAGCUAAUCAGUCAACUUUCACAAGCCGCUACCAACGUACACGCAAAGUAUGGCAGCAGCCGCAGUAUUAGCAGCAGCGGAGCACAGGUAGCGGAACAGAGGAUGAAGGAGUCUGGGCAAGUGCUUGAGGUGAAUGUGCGCGAGCCACUCACUGGCUUGCGCAAUUAUGCCCUCGAUGACGACGAGGGAGGCGAAGAAAUCUACAGCAGCACUGCCCCAAAUAGUAGCUUGUAUGAUUUUGGGGGUGCCACUGAGUCAAGGACGGGCACUCUGGCUCAUGACCUUGCUUGUCGGGCAAGCAGAACGGCAUGCCUGAAAGAGGAAGGGCGGCUGCAGCUGGCCAGGGCUGUGGAGGCCGAAGGCAUAGUGGUUGUUUCAGAUGACGGACAGAGUCAAGCACAAGACAGUGGAGAGGAACGGACGGAGGAUAUCAUACCACCUCAUGACCUCGUUGACAACAGAGAAUGGGCAUUUGAGACCUUUUGCGAUUUGGCUCUACCGCCAGUACCUGUAGGCUUUAACGGAAUGCACACGACGACAGAGACUGAGGAAACCAAGUGCCUCUCGGAUAGUGUUGAGCUGUUGGCGGAUGAAGAAGAUAGGCGUGAAGUAAUGCAGUCACUAGGCAGCACUCAUCAAGAAGCAAAGGAGAAAAGGGGCCGCGGCUUCUCCAGCAGUAGUUUUGGUGUGCUCAGAGCUGUGAAGGGAACUACACCGCCGGACAGCACAGAGCCAGAGGGUUCAGAAGUGAGCUCUGCAUCUCGCAUGCAGCCGCUGUGGGCAGCUGGCACGCCCAGCAGUCGUUUGUCUCUCUUGGAGCAGGUCGGGGGGAGGAAACUUCAGUGGGUAAAGGAAGGAGAUGAGGAGGCCGCAGCAGCUGCUGCUCGGCAACCCAUUUGGCUCCUGCAGCACCAAGAACAGCUUUUGCGCCGAAAUCAGCAACAGAGAGUACAACACCAAAUCCUACAGAUGCGCCACCGCCUCAACUGCCUUCAGCUGCCCUUUGUCGCCGAUCCCAAAACGCAGGCGCGGUUUGAAAUUUACACGAAACUGCGGGUGUGUCUCAGCUCUUCCCGUGAGAAAAGGCGAUUGAAUCGAGACACUGAAGCCAACAAUGAAGAACUCGGUCAGCGAACUAGCGUCUCCUCUGCGCAGGCUUGCACAAAUUCAUUGAUAAGCGCAGCAGUGGGAGCCACUGCCGAGUCACUCAAAUCAGGUUUUACAACAAAUCUCGGCACCAAUACAGUAGAGACGACAGCUGGCGCAGCAGGUGAAGUCGCUCCUUUGGGGGAUUAUGCGGCUGACCUGCUGACUACACAGUCAGCUGACAGCACUAAUUCAGGGCAGAACACAAAUGACGCCGUCGUUGCUGCUCUUAAGGCUGUCGCUGCCAUCAAUGCGGGUGCGCCCCCCGAGACAGUAAUGCCCCAACCACGCGGAGGCCGCGUGGCCCCAGUUGGGGGAAACAUACAAGAGAAGAAGACGCAAGUACAAGGGCUCGCGGAGUGUGCCAAGAAUUUCCGGAGGAUUUCCGGUGACUCCGAAGGGGUUGCGCGGAUAUGCAAAGGGCCUGCUGAGGCAUCAGUCUUUGCGGCUGCCUACCAGCGGAUCGUGGAACAGAGGCAAUUGCUGCGGGAGCAAGAAGCCGCUUACAGGGAGCUUCAGCGAGACUCGCUAGCUCGUCUCGGCAUAUUGACGCAGCACAACAUCACAGACACUCCUGCCACCACAGAGGCCGUCCGUCCUCUUGAAGAGAGCGAACCCGCUGCGCAGCACAUUACAACAAGCAAAGUAGCCGCCCAAAAGGGAAGCGUGGAGUUCCGGACGAUGCUCCCGUUGCUUCGUUCUUAUCGAAAGAGCUGUGUAUUCGUCCCCUCACCCCACCUCUGCAAGCUGUGGGGUCUUCCUGACCCAUGGGCAAACGUAGCACAAGUCGAGCUGCUGCGCCUACUUCGUCAGCAAACAACAGAGAGCUCAAUCGAAACAGGGCUGCAGGAAGGUCACACACGAGCAGCAACAGACACUGGAGCAGCAGCUGCAGGUGUAUCUGGGCCAGCUUCCCCCCCAGUGCAGGUUGUAGGACUUCCGAGCGCGGAAGACAUCACAGACGAGAUCGACAGUGCAGCGGAGCAUGAGGAACUCCUGGGAAAUGUGUUGCUUGAGGGACCGAGCAUAGACAGCUUGGGGUUGUUCAAAGCAGUCUUCGAUGCCGACAGCAGUGAAGACGAAGGGUCAUGA
Eimeria tenella is the source of this 2673-nucleotide messenger RNA. RefSeq lists its product as uncharacterized. The record is from RefSeq and is a predicted model, not a curated record. Bases 1 to 2673 code for a protein of 890 amino acids. NCBI's taxonomy places the organism in Eukaryota, Apicomplexa, Conoidasida, Eucoccidiorida, Eimeriidae. The transcript has 6 exons.